AUGAUUUCCUUCAAUUGGUUUUUAUUGAUAUUUUGUACUGUUGUAUAUUCUCAAAAAUGUUCCGAUUAUUAUACAUGUCAAUUAGAAUUAUAUGAUCGAACUCUAAAUAAUUCACGUCCAUCUAUACGUCCAAUAAAAAGUGAUUCAGAAAAAAUUAAUGUUCGUUUAGGAUUUUCAUUGAUUCGACUUGUUUCUGUAAAAGAAGAAGAUUCAUUAUUUACAAUUCGUGCACAUUUAAAUCAAACUUGGAAUGCUCCAAUACUCGGUUGGAAUUUAACAGCAUAUUCAAAUGUUCGACAUUUUCGUGUUCCUGCACAUUCCAUUUGGACACCAAAAAUAGAAUUAGUUAAUCCAAGUACAGUAAUCGAUACCGAAGCAAAUCAUUUUAUUAAUAUUAAUUCUGAUGGUCUUUGUGAAUUAUCUUAUUCAACUCUUCUUACAAUUCCAUGUAAUUUUGAUCUAAAUAGUUUUCCAUUUGAUCAACAAACAUGUACAUUCAAAAUGGGCUCAGCACUUUAUGAUAUAAAUGAAGUAGCAAUAACACAAGCUAUUGAUUUUGUGAUUGAUGAACCAGGUUUAAUGCCAAAUGGUUAUUAUUUUGGAUCACAUACAGUUGAACAAAAACCGACAUUUUUUGCUGGUUUUGCUAGAACUUAUGAUCAAAUAAUUAUGAAUUUUAUGAUUCAUCGACGUUCAACAUACUUUCUUCGACUAAUUAAUUGGCCAAGUUCAAUUCUUAUACUUUUAACAUUAACAAUUUUUCUUCUUCCACCAUCAGCAUCGGAGAGAAUUAUUUAUGGUAUAUUAAUACUUAUAUGUCAAUUUAUUUUAUUAACAAUUUUUGCUUUCUACGUUCCAAAACGACUUGGUUCAACAUGGCCAUGGAUGGGACGCACUAUUUUCUAUGAUAUAUGUUUAACUGCCAUGACAUUAGUAUUUUCAGUAUUCGUUCGAUUACUAUCCGAUGGAAAACAUUAUUCAUCAGAAAGACCGCCAGCUAGAAUACGUAGUUUUGUCUUUGGUUAUUUAACAAAAUUAAUUGGUUUCAAACGGUUAUCAUAUGCAACUUUAAUUGCAAACCGUGAAAAUGAAUAUGAUACAAAUGAUACAGCAACCAAUGAUUCUGUGAUGGAACCAUUAACAUCAGUUACAAAUAAUUCAACAACAGCCGAUUCUCGUAAUCAAUCAUCGAAUAUAAUAAGUCGUGAUGUUAGUUCAAUAAAACAAAAAUUGAAUCAAUUUUCUAAUGAACAUAAUAUUCAACAAGAAUGGAUUCUUCUUGCUCAUAUUUUCAAUCGUUUAUGUUUUAUCAUUUAUUUAUUUUUUUUCUCAUUUUCAAUUGGACAUCAUUUAUUUUAUACAUAA
Adineta steineri is the source of this 1365-nucleotide messenger RNA. Lineage: Eukaryota; Metazoa; Rotifera; Eurotatoria; Adinetida; Adinetidae. The record is from the annotation of a GenBank genome assembly.